Molecule: messenger RNA, 5892 nt
Organism: Motacilla alba alba
Lineage: Eukaryota; Metazoa; Chordata; Aves; Passeriformes; Motacillidae
Gene: MPI
Product: mannose phosphate isomerase
Exons: 8
Coding region: 4444-5565 (373 amino acids)
Biological process (GO): GDP-mannose biosynthetic process; carbohydrate metabolic process
Cellular component (GO): cytosol
Molecular function (GO): zinc ion binding; mannose-6-phosphate isomerase activity
Source: RefSeq, a predicted model, not a curated record
GGAAAAGGCAUUUAAGAACAGCAGGUCCAUCCUAUCCAUGCUGCCUGCUUUCCAUCUGCUUGUUAGGUGGGAAUUUGAGGGGGGUGAAACACAUCCCUGCUACAGGGAGAUGGCCCUGGCUGGCAAGGAAUGUAAAUAUCCAAGGAGAUGACUACCAGCAAGGCAAGACUCGUCAGCAGAAAUAAUCUCCUGCUUAGCCAAGAGGGACAUCUGAACAACCACAACGUGCUUUUGGCACAGGAAUACUUUGUGCAGGUUACUUCUGCUCACCUACAGCAAGUUAUUCCUAAUUUCCAGGGAUUUGGAUUCAUCCACCCGUGGUCAGGAUGUUGCUGGGCCUCACAAAGCAAGCAUGGAGCCAAACAAAAUCAGGUUUUAGACACAGCUGAUCCCGGCUGAGAGAUGCUGGCAAGCUAAAAUGCCAGUGAUUGCUCUGGAUAAGUGAAACACUCAGGAAAAUUGAGCUGGAGGUGUGACACCAAUUAUUUUAGGAGGUUUUAAUGCUGCUGGCAUAACAGCUCUCAUUUCCACUCACAGCACCUCCCACUCGUCUUUCAAACAUCCUCUGAUGUUUAAAAACAGGCUCUCUGCACCUCAGAACACCUCUCUCCCCUCACCUGCAGGGUUUUUAUGCAGCUGUUUUUAUCUCCUCUUUUGCACCUCCUCCUCUGCAUGCAGAGAUUCCUCUUGGGCAGCCAGGUGUUGCCCUCUGGAGCGCUCUUCUUCCCAGCUAUCCCAGAAACAAGGCCCCUUUUUGAACUCAGAAAUCCUCCUGGCCUGGCAACCUCAGAGCCGGGCGUGGGUCAGAAAAUUAAGAAGUGGCUUCUUCUCCCUCCCUCAGCACCUCGUGUGUCCAGACCAGCCCUUCUAAUUUGGUGCUCCAUGGUGGGGAGGAGGAACCAAGGCUGCCCCGGGGAGCCGGAGCACGGAGGAAAAUCCCUCUGGAGCCAUUCCCGGGGCUCUAGCGCAGCCUUCUGCUGAGCAGGAAUCGCAGGGAGCAGUUAAUGAGUAACUGCAGAGCUCCUGCAUGGCAGGCACUCCCCACCAACAGGUCGCACUCGUUUGUGAAUCACCCCGGGCUGAGGCAUCGCGCGUUCUCCGACGCCGCUCGGCAAAGUUCAACUCCCCAGCGAGGAAGGGCUGCAAAAAGUGGGAAGAAGCAGCAGGACUGCCAGGCUGGAGAUAAAAAGUGCUUUUAUUUCACUCCUGACUCCUCUGGAAGCUUCAGCUGUGCAGAGAUAAGGGCUGUCAGCACAAGUUUACGCUUCCCCUCACGCACGACAGCGCUGCCCAUCAGCACGAACCCUUUAGUCCGGAGCACACGAGCCCCAGCUGGACUAAAGUCCAGCAGAAAACAACUGCACAAGGAAGAGAAACUCCCUUCAAGGUGUGGGAAGUGGAAAGUGAAAGCUGCAUAAGCCUCUGGAGAGCCUGGGUGGGCAGGCUGGGAACAAGGUAAAAUGCCACAGUACCGCCGUAAAACACACGUUUUACUUCCCUUGGCUCAUCUGCACCCAAAAGAAAGCUGGAGGCUCUCCAAGGGCAGGGAGAGCAGCACCACGGCUUCAGCUGCACCACGGUUUGAUUCCCAAGGUAGACAAGCUCUCAUCUUACUGCACAGCUUUAAAAAAAAAUCACUUAAUUAGGCCGUAAGGCCAAGGCCCAGCAGCUGGGCUGAACUCGCCUGCUAUUGUGCAAGCGUGCCUAAAAUAGGAACCCAAAGAGCAGGGAAUUUGCAACAAAGCUGAAGUGUUUGGACACGUGCCUGGGGAGGGCAGGAAGGAAAGCAGAGGGCGAUGCGCGGGCAGCAGCUUCUGUGAGCCCGGAGUGGGCAGUGAGGGAUGAGCGAGCACCAGGAAUGCAGAGAUCAGCGAGGAGCUGCCCACAAACUUCACGUUUUACAGCUAUUUUCUGCCAGCUAGGCAGCAAAAGGCAGCUGACCCUCUUGACACAAGCCCUGGAAAGGAUCAGGAGAUGGGGAUUUAAUUCAGAACCUCUUGGAGCCACCAUAAGGGUGUCCAGCCACAAAGCUUGUGCUCACAAGUGAACGAUUGGCUCGACCUGCAGGGUGCCAUGAGCAGAUCCCAAUUGCUGCCCUUCCAGCCACGGCUUCCUCAAGUGCCAGGGAUGUGUGAUGUUGUUUUUCACGGCUUCAGAUGCCCCCAGCCCGGAGCAACUCCACAUCUGGACCAAACGGCACAGCCAGGAAUAUUAAAACUAUUUUCAAAUGCAGCUUUAAUGCAAAUACAAAGCUGCCGCCGUGCUGCUGAAAGGUUUGGAUAGAACAGGUUUGUGCAAGGAAUUCUGUUUUUUUCUUUUCUUUCUCUUCCCACAGAUUAAAGAAACAAAAUGAGAGGCCUCUCUAGACGAGAUCAAGGAAAAAGAGCUCAACCUAGAAUCAUCUGGAACUUAACACAGUUGUCAAAAUAUCACAGUAUUGCCCCAAAUAUAACCAGUCCUGCAGACGGAUGGUGCUGCCACUGCCUGGAAGAUGCACUGAGAAAAACCUUGAGGAUUUAAUUUUGAUGAUCUCUGGAAAGGAUGGAAGUUUCCAGCUCUGUCUGAAGCUGGAAUCAAAGUUUUGCAGGCAGCAGGUUACUAGAUAAAGGAAGGAAGUUAAUCAUCUCUCAUUAACUGGUUACAAUAAGUAACAGAGCAGCCAGAGAUAUUUUUAACAGGACCAAAGCAGCUUAUUUUACAGAAAGCUUAAAAGAACAUCGUGAACAAAGUCUCCUGAAAAGGCAGGAUUUGAGGAGGAUGAAGCACUGAACCAGCAGCUCCAGCAAGGAGGGACAGCCCCGGUGCUGUGGCAGGGGAGAUGCAGGGGCUGGGAGGGUGAGGAGGCUUCUGCGGCUUCCAGAGCGUGGCAGGGGGUGUCAGGGGGACACUGUCACCCCAGCACAGAGCCAGCACCUGCGUCCAGCCCCUGACAGGGAACACGCUGUCCCACAGGCUGGGAUUUCAUUUCAAACCCGACCAACGAGGCUCCAGGAAGCAGCAGUCAAAAAUUCCUCUCAACCAGCAGCUGGGGACUGGGGAAUUUUCCUUGAUUAAAAAAAAAAAGGUAAGACAAAAACCUUCAGCCCUGAGAGGAGGGCACAGAACCUUCCACAAGGAUCAGAUGAGCUGCAAAGAGCUGUCACAGGGAAUCCACAGUGGGACAUGUGUCAAUCCUUGUUAAGUGAGCCUGACAGGGGAGUUACUGCCUGGCAAUCGCCUUCAACCUUUUUGUGUUUGAACAGUGAAUAAAGAGUGAGCACAGCCCUGUUCUGCCAGAUACCAGGAAAGCUUUAAUGUGCACAAAGCAGCUGAAGGGAGAUGACAAGAAAGACGGAGGCCGACUUUUUACCAGGGCCCAAAGUGACAGGAGAACAGAGAAUGGCUUCAAGCUGACAGAGAUUAGACUGGAUAUUGGACAUUAGGAAAUUCUUCACCAUGAGGGUGCUGAGGCCCCGGCACAGGGUGCCCAGAGCAGCUGUGGCUGCCCCUGCAUCCCUGGAAGUGUCCAAGGCCAGGGUGGACAGGGCUUGGAGCAACCUGGGAUAGUGGAAGGUGUCCCUGCCCGUGGCAGAGGGUGGGAUUGGAUGAGCUUUAAUUUCCCUUCUAACCCAAACCGUUCUGUGAUUCUAGGAAUGUUUACUUCCUCAAAGCCAAAGCAACAAAUCCCGUGUCCAGGAACAGCAAUCUAUUCCAUCUCCAAGAACGAACAUCAGAGGAACAGGAUCAUCCCAACUCCUCCCAUUCCUGAGAGUCAAAAGACCAUGUCAAAAUGAAAGUGAGGAAGAAGACAAAGACUUUUUUCACUCUGAUUCCUCAAAAGACUCAGCUUCAUCAACAAACAACUUCUGUUUGGCUCAGCCCUGAAAUCCAAGGUCAGGAAAACACUCCUUGCUGCGGCUCACAUGGCAGGCAAGCAGCGGAGGCGAGGCUGAGCUGCAGACGGGAGCGCAAGGCCAGACCCUGAUUCCCACAGCACUGCACAGGCAGCACGGCCCAGAGACCGCGCCAGGCCAGCUCCCUGCAUCAGUGACCCCAAUUUCCAGAGGUUAAUCCCAGAGAGGAGAAACCCAGCGAACACAGACCAAGCCCUCAGUGACCUUAACAGCAAUCCUCUGCUUUGAGCCACGAAAUCCACAGCUUUGCCAUGGGAACGCACUUUAAAGUGCUGAAGCGCCUUAAAAACAAACCCAGAGAGACACAGCAGACAAGCGGCGCACCGCGCAGCACGGCCGAGAGAGCCCCAGCGAUGGAUUAUUGUGAAUAAACCCUCAGAGCAGGCAUUCCCAGCUGUGCGGGAGAGCCCCCCGAGUGUUCCCCCUCUCCUGCGUGGUGCAGAACUAUUCCUGGGGGAAGGUGGGCCUGGAGAGCGAGGUGGCCAAGCUGCUGGCCAGCGGUGACCCCCUGGUCCAGAUCCAGCCUGACCAGCCCUACGCUGAGCUGUGGAUGGGCACACACCCCCGGGGCGAUGCCCUCAUCCGGGAUAACCGCAUCCCCCAAAAGACCCUGGGCCAGUGGAUCGCCGACAACCCCGCCUGCCUGGGGGCCAAGGUGAAGGACACCUUCCAGGGACACCUGCCCUUCCUGUUCAAGGUGCUGUCUGUCAACACCGCCCUGUCCGUCCAGGCACACCCCAACAAGGAGCUGGCAGCGAAGCUCCACACCCAGUUCCCUGAGCACUAUCCCGAUGCCAACCACAAGCCCGAAAUGGCCAUCGCCCUCACCCCCUUCGAGGGCAUGUGUGGCUUCCGGCCUGUGGAGGAGAUUGUCUCCUUCCUCCAGAAUGUCCCCGAGCUUCGGGCACUGAUCGGGGAGGUGGCAGCGGAGCAGCUGGAGCGCAGCGGCAGCGACGACCCCCGCGGGGUCUCGGCCGCCCUCCGCGUGUGCUUCACCCGCCUGAUGAAGAGCGAGAAGAAGUUCUUCGUGGACCAGCUGAACAUGCUGGUGAAGAGGAUCUCCCAGGAAGCGGCGGAAGGGAAGGACACGUCGGGGAGCAACGGGGAGCUGCUGCUGCGGCUGCACUCCCAGUACCCGGGGGACAUCGGCUGCUUCACCAUUUAUUUCCUGAACCUGGUGAGGCUGGAGCCAGGGGAGGCCAUGUUCCUGGGAGCCAACGAGCCCCACGCCUACCUGCACGGAGACUGCGUGGAGGUCAUGGCGUGCUCGGACAACACGGUGCGCGCCGGGCUCACGCCCAAGUUCAUCGAUGUGCUCACCUUGUGCGAGAUGCUCAACUACACACCAGCACCCAGCAGCUCCAAGAUCCUCCCGGCGGCGCAGAGCCAGCUCGAUCCCCACGUCUACCUCUACGACCCACCCGUGCCAGACUUCACCAUCAUGAGGAUAGAGAUCCCUGCCUCCAUCAAGCUGUACCUCAUCUCUGCCAUGGACUCUGCCAGCAUUUUACUGGUGAUCCGGGGCACAGCCGUGGGCACCUCCACAGCCGCAGCCUCCGAGAUGUCCCUGCACCGUGGCUCCGUGCUCUUCGUCUCGGCCAACGAGAGCAUCUCCCUCCACCUCUCCUCGCCCGACGGGAUGCUGCUGUUCCGAGCCUGCUGCCUCCUCUGAGCAGCACCUGGGACGCUUCCUCCACAACACUCCAUGUUUGAGUAGAUAGGAACUGGUGUGGGCAAAGUCUUCUCGCUUCAAAGUUCUCCCUCCGGCUAUCAAAGCCCCAAACCAGCCCUGAUGUAUAGAAAGAGCAGUUCCGUGGAUCGACUCCUCGGAUGUGGUGCAGACCACAGGCUUUCUGCUGCUUCUGGUGGGCUCUUCCCAAGCUUGGCUGAUGGCAGGCAGCGUCCCCUUCCCUGGCUGUAAAAGGGGGCUGCCUGGGGGAUGAUGGAGCGGGAGAGCCUCUGCUGCUGUGAAUAAAGAGGUGACUUUGUCCCUGGCGAA